Messenger RNA from Cordyceps fumosorosea ARSEF 2679, 1293 nucleotides. RefSeq names its product Major facilitator superfamily transporter. The record is from RefSeq and is a predicted model, not a curated record. Bases 1 to 1293 code for a protein of 430 amino acids. Gene Ontology annotation, cellular component: plasma membrane. Gene Ontology annotation, molecular function: dipeptide transmembrane transporter activity; allantoate transmembrane transporter activity. The transcript has 5 exons. Gene Ontology annotation, biological process: dipeptide transport; allantoate transport; tripeptide transport. Lineage: Eukaryota; Fungi; Ascomycota; Sordariomycetes; Hypocreales; Cordycipitaceae.
AUGGACCAACACAUCGAAAAGACUGUUGGCACCGACGUCGCCACCACCGAGGAUGCUAAAACCAUGAUCGAUACUGGCAUUCGCCUGUCACCAGAAGAAGACAGGCGUAUCCUGCGCAAGCUGGACUUGUGGGCCUCCUCCAUAUUGACCUUGGGGCACAGCCUCGUCUGGGGAGCCAUCCUGAUGAUCACGGCCGUCUGCCACGACGCAGCUGGUCUCCUCACCACGCGCUUCUUUCUCGGCGUCGCCGAGUCGGCCAUUGCCCCGGGCCUGACCAUCCUCAUCUCUAUGUUUUACAAAAAGUCGGAGCAGCCCCUCCGACACGCCGCCUGGUUCCUCGGUAACACUUGUGCCGGGGUGUUUGGCGGUCUCCUCAACUACGGCAUCGGCCAUGUCGGUAGCAUUGCACCCUGGAAGAAGCCUCCAUUUCUGAUUCUUGGCAGCAUCACUGUUGCCUGGUCGUGCGCCAAUUUCUUUCUCCUGCCAGACGAGCCCUCCAAUGCACACUUCUUCAAUAAAACCGACCGGGAAAAGGUUAUCAUUCGUGUACAAGAGAACUUGACCGGGACUAAAAGCAAUGAACUGAAAUGGUACCAAGUCCGAGGGGCGUUGCUGGACAUAAGCACGUGGUUUUUGGUGCUGAUCCAGCUUUCGUCGAGCACCCCCAACGGCGGAUUUCGCUCCAUAAUUCUGCAUGGUAUUGGAUUCAGCACAUUCAAUACCCUGUUGCUUCAAUGCGUCCCAUAUCUGGUCCAGUUUGUCCUUGUCGUCCUGUGCACAGGAGGCAGCAGCUACCUCAAAAACACCCGGACAUACUGGAUGAUGCUCACAUUUGCCAUCACUCUCGUCGGAGCGGCCCUCGUGCGGCAACUACCUGAGCCUGACAAAUGGGGUAGAUACGUGGGUACUUGUUUGAUGGGCGCAAACUCGGCCGCCUUCCCGCUGCUCAUGUCUCUGAUGUCCGGUAACGUUGGCGGAUUCACCAAGAAGACAACCGUCAAUGCCAUUAGAUUCAUUGCGUACUGUGCAGGCAACAUCAUCGGGCCGCAGCUAUUCUUUCAGCGGGAAGCGCCGUCAUACAGCUUCGGCUUUGCUGCGCUCAUCUUCUGCCAGACAACCUGCUUUUUCCCAUGUCUCGGGAUGCGAUUCUAUCUCAUGUGGGUGAACAACAUGCGAGAUCGGCACGACGACAGCACCGAGAUGGCUGGUGAAGAGAAUAUGCAGGUGCAAGCCGUGAUGGCUAUGAUGGACAAGACUGACAAGGAGAUCGGUAGCUUCAGAUAUGUAUACUAG